This is a messenger RNA of Sodiomyces alkalinus F11, 1814 nucleotides long. Its product is annotated as S-adenosyl-L-methionine-dependent methyltransferase. Bases 166 to 1644 code for a protein of 492 amino acids. Gene Ontology annotation, molecular function: O-methyltransferase activity. Lineage: Eukaryota; Fungi; Ascomycota; Sordariomycetes; Glomerellales; Plectosphaerellaceae. The transcript is spliced from 6 exons. The record is from RefSeq and is a predicted model, not a curated record.
CAAGAUACGGCUCGGCGCACUGGCAUCAUACCAACGAAUUGACAACGCCCCCCUUCUUCGCUUUUGCAUACUAGUCACUCCGCUCGCAUACACACACAUACAGGCACACAUCUCUUCACGCAAUUGGUUAGCCCUAUCUAUUACCAAAUCGACAUUAUUCUCACAAUGGAACGAUCGUCCGACCUUGACUGUUCUGAGCUCCUGCAGCUCGGUGAGCUGAUCCAGUCUGCCAUUGCACGGCUGGUGGCCGCACGCCAAGAAAAGCCGACCCCUCCCCUUGGCAACGGCACCGCAGGAUCGACGGCCACGGAUCUUCCCGAAUGGCGGGUGUUCGAAGCCCAGCGAACCCUGCUCGCGGCAGUGGGAUCUCUUACGGAACUCGUUAGCGAGCCGGCCAAUCGUGUGCUCGAGGUAUCGUCUCAAUACUUUGAGGCUCGUGCCUUGCACAUCGCUGCCGAUGCUCGAAUUCCCGACAUCCUUGCUCGAUCUGGCAGCGAGGGUGUUUCCGUCAAGAUUCUCGCUUCUGAGAUCGGAAUCGAGCCACGGAAGCUCUCUCGGGUUAUGCGCUGCUUGUGUUCAAUCCAUAUCUUCCAAGAGAUCGGGCCAGACGUCUUUGCCAACAAUACCAUCUCGGCCUCGCUCGUCGGCAACGAGCCCCUCCGCGCGUACAUUCUGUUAUUCGGACUUGAUCUGUACACGAGCUCCGAUUAUCUCCCUAAGGCCCUUUACGACUCUACUAAGGGCCCUUCGUACGCUGUCCAUGAGACAGCUUGGCAGGACGCCAUAGGAACUGCCAAGCCACGCUGGGACUGGCUGGAAGAGAAGACCAACGUUGCCGCGCUGCAGGAGGGUCGCAACGGCGGCGACGGGUCCAAGUGCGCCUACCCGGGUGUGUUUGGAAGCGAACUGAAACGGGCAGUCGGCGAACCUGUCGGAGAUAAAGAUCAAGGUGUGGCUCGUCCAGAGCAUGGGAUCUUCAGUUUGGCCAUGGUCGGUGGAGGAAGAGUGUUCGGUCGCGCCCAUCUCUAUGAUUUCCCCUGGGCUUCCCUGGGAUCGGCCACCGUUGUCGACGUAGGUGGCGGCGUAGGUGGUUUCUCACUCCAGUUGUCCCAUCUCUAUCCAGACCUCAAGUUCGUCCUUCAGGAUCGUGGCCCUGCCAUUGAGAAAGCUCGGACCGAGAUCUGGCCUCGAGAGCACCCAGAAGCCCUCGAAUCUGGUCGAAUCCAAUUCAUCGCCCACGACUUCUUCCAGUCGAACCCUGUCAAAGGGGCUGAUGUAUACUGGCUACGGUACAUCUUACAUGACUGGUCCGAUGAUUACUGUGUUCGCAUCCUGGCAGCCAUCAAGCCAAGCAUGGGUCCCAGAAGCCGAAUCUUGAUCUGUGACCAAGUCAUGAACACGACCAAUGGGUGCCCUGAACUUCCACCCGCACCUGCCCCUCUGCCAAAGAACUGGGGGUACUAUACGAGAUACUCGCAUCAGCGCGACCUGGCCAUGAUGGCAAUUAUCAACGGCAUUGAGAGAAAGCCGGAGGAGUUCCGUGACAUAGUCGAGCAAGCCGGGUUGCGUCUCCGCAAGAUAUGGGACUGCCGAAGCCAGGUCGGGCUCGUGGAGAUUGUUCUGCCGGAUUCAGAGCUGCAGUAGUGCGGGCUGCACUGUAACCUGGAGCGCAGGUAGUUCGUACUACCAUGGUGGUGUGUGGCGGGACGGAAAUCUUAGCGAAGAGCGGGAGAGGAUGAGGCACGAUAUCGACAUAGGUGGACAGCAUCAUAUUCCAUAUGAACUCACAAUACACUAAGACAAUAUGGCUGAGC